Dendroctonus ponderosae (mountain pine beetle) is the source of this 769-nucleotide messenger RNA. RefSeq lists its product as uncharacterized. The record is from RefSeq and is a predicted model, not a curated record. Lineage: Eukaryota; Metazoa; Arthropoda; Insecta; Coleoptera; Curculionidae. The coding region runs from base 62 to 751 and encodes 229 amino acids. The transcript is spliced from 3 exons.
UAUAAAAGUGACGAAAACCACGUGCCGAUUUCCAGUGGCUGAGCGAAAACUGAAACUCAUCAUGCUGCUCAAAAUCGCGUUUUUCCUGGCAGCAAGUGCAACUUUGGCAUUGGGCUUGAAAUCUGAUCUAGAAGCCUUGCUCACGCUGUACAAUACAGUGGACACUGUCAUUAAAUCUGAGCAUCGCGAGGCCCAGAUUGAGAUCAGAGCCCGCUCAGUUCCGCUCAAUUUCUACAUCAAUCAAGUGAGCGGCUAUGUGUAUGGAAAUCUGUCCCAGGCUGCUGAGCCCUACUGGGAAAGGAUUGCUUCCUUCGAAGAACAAGCUGAAAUUAUCGAUAGGAACAUUACAAAGUGUUUGGAUGAGGGCCACAGCCAAUUCUACAUGCUCAACGGCACCAUAAUAAGGGCCCCGAUCAGUCAACUGGAGGCCUGCAGGGAGGAUGGAACUGAAAUCAUCCUCGCCAGCAGUUCGCUGUCCAACAGCGUCAUCAGCGAGUUGCUGGAGCUGGAAGUGGAAGUUCGGGCCUGUUCAAACAACACGUGCGCUCAACAGCUGCAAGUGACUUUGAGGGAGUUUUACGUCAGAGGCCUCCAAACCAUUGCGACAGCAAUCAGCAAUGCGACGGAUUACGUCUUUGAAGUGCUGCCUCAGAAUCUGGCGGUGAUCAACAUAGACCGGCCCACCUACACGCGACUGUUCAACCGAAUUCUCGAUCAAAUCAAGAUAUGUAUUUAUGGCAGAACGCAAUAAAACAACAACUAGUCUCCA